Messenger RNA from Uloborus diversus, 1254 nucleotides. RefSeq lists its product as uncharacterized. The record is from RefSeq and is a predicted model, not a curated record. Lineage: Eukaryota; Metazoa; Arthropoda; Arachnida; Araneae; Uloboridae. The coding region runs from base 128 to 1081 and encodes 317 amino acids. The transcript is spliced from 8 exons.
UGGUUUAAUUUUUGUAUAAUUAAUUUAAUUUUUUUUUGUCAUCGUAUGAAAUAUUCAUGAACUCAUAAAUUUAGAUGAGUUACCAGUUUUGAAAGCAAAGCUGUUGUGUGUUGAUCUAUAGUCAAGCAUGUCUUUUCAAGUUAAAAAUGAUUCGCAGCAGAAUUGCAGAAAUUGUUCUUUUUGUGGCGGAUAUAAAAUUGCUAGUUUUGGCCAUAGGCAAUCGGAAUUGCACCAAAAAAAUGUUGCUAAGAAGUUGAAAACAAUUGCUUUUCAUAUCUCCGAAAAGAAAACAAAACGUAUGAAGGUUCAUGAUACAGGUUGGCCAAAUAAGGAUGAUAAGCGUUUUUGUCACUUUUGUAAUGACAGCUACUUGGACCAUGGUGUUAGAGAAGAUUUUAUGAUUGAAUCUCUUGGGGCUAUGUAUCAUCACUGCAGUUCUCCCCAUCUUCAAGCAGUAAAAAGAUUUUUAAAAGAAAACAAAAGAAAAGAGAAGUUUGAGAAAUAUGUGUAUUCGAGUGAGGAUUUAAACAGAUUUUUAGAAAAUGCCUCUGAAGAAAUAAAAAGGUACUUAAAAAAGAUGGACAUAAUAAAUGAUAUGGUAGUCAAGCAGAUUAAAGAUGUCGAGUGUUCAAGAAAAGAACUUUUAAUGGAUAAAAAGGUCUCUCUUGCUAGUACAAGUGAUGUUACUCACCGAAGUCAUGAAGGUGUACUAUAUCAAGAUAACUUAAGGAAAGUGCCUUACAAACCACAGGGUCAAGUCAAAAUACCUCCCUGGCUUACUGAAGAAAAAUUAGAUGAAACAGUUGCUCUUACUGACAGUACCCAAGGCUCUUCUACUUCAUUAGCUUUUAAAGGAAAAUCAUUUUGUGUGACCUCACCAGUUGAGCCUUCUUUAGAUACUUUAUUAAAACACAUUCACAAGGAGCAAAAGAAAGGAUUACCAGACAAAAGAAUUAAAGCUAAUAUAAAGAAUUUAGCUGUUAAGAGUUCUAAAUGGAAACCUGUUUUUCACGGAAUAUGGAGUAAAAGUCGGCAUUCUGCUCAGAAAAAACAUAAGUUACCAUCCGUCCCAUGGCAGUAAAUUUUGUCUAAGUAAAAAUAAAUCUUGUAUAUCAUGUAUUAAAGUUUGUAUCAUAAAUAGCGAUGGCAAAAAGUGCAAUUUGGCUAGACUGCCGAAUUUCAAAGCUUUGGCCAGCUAAGUGCCAAAGCUUCAGCUGCUGUACAUAUUUAUCAUUGAAUGCACAAUAACAGUUA